Molecule: messenger RNA, 734 nt
Organism: Caenorhabditis sp. 36 PRJEB53466
Lineage: Eukaryota; Metazoa; Nematoda; Chromadorea; Rhabditida; Rhabditidae
Source: the annotation of a GenBank genome assembly
AUGAACCGCUUCGCCGCUGCGAUUCUUCUGGUUUCUUUCGCUUACGUUAGCGCCAACGGUAAGAUUUGAGAAUAGGACUUGUCAGACAGACUUUUUCAGUCUGUGACGAUGGAACCGGCCAUUGGUUCGUGGCCAUUGCCGAGGGUGUCACUGACUACGCUUACGGAGGAGCCAGGCUCAACAACCAGUACUACUGCUUCGAGGCAUGCCUGAACACUCAGACCGCCCUUCAGAACUAUAAGGUCGAUCUGGCGGGAACGAAUGCGACCAUGGUGGAGAGAUCCAUCUCAGCAAAAGCAAUCCGCACUCAGCACAAUCAAGUCAGAGGUUGUUCUAACACUCGCGCUAUUUCAAACAAUGGCUCUCGUUUAGAUGACGACCCGAAUGCUGAAUUCUGUGUUGAUCCAGUUCUGAGACAGGACGUCGCCGACGCCAUCAGCAAGGCUACUCAGAACAGCUGCAAGGUCAGCUGAGAGCGACUGAGGAGAGAGACUCUAUUCAAAAACUUCAGAACAUCGUCAACACCCUGGUUCUGAAUCUGAACCGUCCUGGAUGGGCAAUCACUUGCAUUCAAUUCGACGAGUUCGGACUUGACACCGCCACUUCCGUAUGAUAUUGGCAACAGAAAUAGAGAAACGGAGUAACAUUUUCAGGACAAGAACUUCUGCAGCUACGACGCCGUCGUCAACAACGAAAUCUACACUGUCCGUCUCGCUAAGCUGGACAUGAACUAA